UGUGGGGUUUUUCUGGGACAAAGUGGGGUGCGGGUGGGGGUCUCUGUGACGUCCGCCGUGAACAUCCGUCUCUCCUCCUGGUCCUGGACCACAGCGCGACCAACCCACCUGCGUGCUUUUAAAGCAAAAUGGCGGCACUGAAGCAGCAGACGGACGCACACGAGAUGAGACGCGAGGCGGAGUGACGACAAAGUUGUGUGGACACGAGUGGACGUGACUCCGAGCUGAGUUUUCCUUUAAGAUCAGUGAUGUGGAGUCAGAGCUUCAACACAGACGGAAAUCACCGUUACUAUGUCUGACGUGAAGCCACAGAAUGCACGAGAGGACAAAGACGUGGCGUCAAUGUCUGACAGGCCGGGUCACACUCAGGAGCCAUUACAGAGUCACACUUUUUGUCUGAAAAACAAUGCUGCAGGCCCGUCCUCCGAGGAGCACGAAAACCCUUUAAAUGGAACCCAGCUGAUUCCAUUUGUAUACAGCAGUGUCCCUGCUGUUCCCCAAGCAGGCAAUUCAUUGCCUUCAGGAGCACUUGUUAAUGGACCUGCUUCACACCCCACCUCAGAGGUGCACCGUGUCCUGAACAAAGGUGCCGCUUCAUCCAACAAUGUCCCGGGCGCCGCGUGGCAAGAGGGGAAGAACAUGAGCCCUGAGGUGUUGCCACCACCUAGUGAGCUUCAAUCAGACGCUUGGAAAAACACAGUGGGGCCCACUGUAAAAACACCGGCCACACAGCCAUGUGUCAACACGCCGCCAUCUCACUCAAAGAAGAAUGAGUCUAAACUGGCCUGUUCUGCUCCAUCAGGUGACAGCGUGGAGCAAACGCAUGUUAGCAUACCUCACACAAAAGAAACAAUAGAAAUGAGAUCUCAGAUCUCCUCUGAUGAUUACGGUGAUGCUGAAGUAAUCAGGUGGGAUUCAACAAGAGACUGGGUCUUACAUGGUGGUGAAAAGCAGGGGAGUGGAGUGCAGCAGCACAGUAGUCAUGUAAAAAGCAUGUGGGGCUCUGGAGAAAAGGUCAACAACAGCUUAAAUCACACAUGCAGCCGUAAUGAUGCUGGAAAUGUUGACAAUGCUCACAAAGAUGAUUCUGUAGUUGCACAGUGUGGUAUUAAAUAUUCUGCGUUGCCAUUCAGAAAUCGUUCAAGGAACAUGGUGUUAGAGAGAGAACAUUGUGUUUGUAGUGAAGCACAGCGAGGCUGUAAUGAUGAAAAUGACCCUGAACAUAAAGAAGGUGUUAGUCAAGAAGUAGAACAGCUGAAAACAGAGCAACUCCAUCCAUCUUUCUUUUCGUGCACAAUGUGCGACAUUAACUUCAAGGAAAAAACACAUUUCCAUAGACAUAUGAUGUAUCAUUUAGGCAAGCAUAAUCAGGUGAAGAGCGAGGCCUUUAUAUGCACGGAGUGUGGGCGUUUGUUCUGUGAUAGGAACUCCCUCAUGAGGCACAUCAUUAUUCACCGAGACAAGCUGCAACUUAUGAAACUGAUGGAGGAAAUCAAAGGCCUCAGGAACGUGGAAUCUGAAGGCGGGGGCACCACAGCGUUGUGCCCUCACCCCGCCUCGGUUUGCAGGUGUCCAAAAAUCUUGGUCCAGCAUGCGGCGACGCGCAACAAUGUGAAGCACUACUACUUCUGUGACGAGUGUGACUAUGUCACGCUCACACAGCAGGCACUCAAACUACACUUACGUGUCACACACCGCACUCAGGACACCGCAACGAUUCACGCCAGCCACGCCGAGAAAGCUGCACAUGUCCAGUUUCAGUGUAAAAUGGGGAUUCUGCAGAGUCAGCGUUCACACCAGCCUGGAGCUGAAGCCUUUUUCUCCAAGCGUUUCAGUGGAAAAGAGGACGGUCACUUGCAGACGUCCACUGUCCCCUCCCCUCAGGUCAAGCUCCACAUCAGCUGCAACAAACGAGCACCAUCGCCGUAUUUGUGGAGGAUCAGCAGGCACGGGAAUUUAUGCCUGCGGCCGGGAGACAAUCUCGACGUGCCAACUGAUCUCACCUGUGCGGUGGAAGAAGACGGCGCUGAAAGAAAUGGCUGCUCGGCGCAAAGGAACCGUGCUGACACUGGAGCGGUCUUACCAUCAUCUCCAAGUCUUGAGUUAGACCAGGUGUCUUGUGAGGGAAGCACACAAGGCCGAGUUAACCAAAAAUCUCUAUCAAUGAGGAACAUGUCAACACUUCUCCAAAGCAGUAUUGACAAAGUGAAAGGUUGUGUUUUUCCAGGUUUUAGCCAGAGGCAGAGGAAACACUCUGCUGUCAGGGAGCUGGAGAAAGGCUGUGAGGCUAACCAGAGUGAAGGGAACCCGUAUGAUCAGAGGUGUUCCGCCAAAGACCAAAGUCAAGAUGAUGAGGCUGAAGACUGCAGUGACAUAGAGCAGCUCGUCAUCAAGGAGGAGUUUCUCGAAACGUCAGUGUGUGAAAAUCCACAAGAAUCGCCGUACGCGUCCAAAAGGGACAGCUUUGGUGUCUCAUCCUCGCAAGUGCUCAAACACAAGCGCUGUCCGUACUGCCCGGCCAUGUUUGAGUCCGGAGUAGGUCUGUCCAAUCACAUGCGAGGGCACCUUCAUCGAGCUGGAUUCAACUAUAACGCUCGACACAUGGUGACGCCGGAGCAAGUGGUGCUGCAGGACCAUCGCCUGCGAACCAGAAGGAGGACCCGCACCGCAAUGAGGAAAACCAGAAAAGCUAUGAAGCCAGAAACCAGGGGGAAACAUAUGUGUCCACUAUACUGCGGUCAGUUUGAUACAAAGACCGGCCUCUCCAACCAUGUGAGGGGACACCUGAAGAAAAUAGGUAGAAGUGUCAGCGGCACCACUAAGUCCCCGCUGUGCAUCUUGAACGGACUGCUGCUGGACAAAAAGGAGCAUGAGCACAUCCUGCGGGUUCUCAAGAAGGACCAACCUCCAGCCUCUCAGAAGAUCAGCAGCAGCAACAGCAGUCUGGACGUGAUGCAUGCUGUUCUACCAGUGACAUUCCAGUGUGAGAUGAAGAGGCCACAAACCACAGGAGGUGGAUUUGUACCAAACCAUGAGGUGCAGACCUUCACAGAGAAGAUGCAGUGCCAGACAGAAGCACACAGAGGUAUCAAGGCCUCCUCUAGUACUUUAGCUAAACUGCUCAAGACCAGACGAGAACUUAUGGAGCUACCAACAAGAAGCAGCCAGAAAGAGUGCGCUGCCAGAAAGCUCUGCAGUGAGGAGACGACAAGUGUGGAGCAAAACCACAUUCAAGCAAAAAGACCCAUGUCUUGCCCAGUCCGGCCGAUGGCCUCUCUGUGUGGAGUUGGCAUGUUCUCUCCAUGCACAUGUGAGCCCAGACAGAUUUGCUUCCCUGCUGCUGUCAGUCUGUCUGCUCGUCUCCAUGGCGAUUCAAGCAGGAAGAGGUUUGCUCUUUUUGAAGAUUCAGGUUGUGACCGCAAACAGGAGAGACUGAGGCCCGAACAGAAGCAGAGUUCACCCUCCUUCAACGCUCAGAUGUACACGCUCACCUGCAGAUUCUGUGAUCUAGUCUUCGAGGGCCCUCUUUCUAUUCAGGAGGACUGGAUCAGGCAUUUACAGAGGCACCUUCUGCACAACAGUGUGCCUCACUCAGGAACCAGCAUGGUGGAGGUUUUAGAGUCUUGGUCACAAAACACACAUAAGCAUGUUUAAUAGGCACACAAAGUUAUGCAACUUGUUAUGUUAGAUUCAUCUGCAACUGCUUGUGUACGCAUAUAAUAGUUAAGAUAGUAAAAGUAAUAAUAAUGGUCAAUGGCUUAUCCCAUUAGCUAAUACAACUUGUGAUUUGUUUUCCCUGUUGUUUACAUUGGACAUGACAGCAGCAGAAAACACAGUGACAGAGCUAAAUAUUGGAAAAAGUAUAUUUUGCAUGCAUUUCACAUGAUUAAGAAGUGCCUUAUAAUUAUUAUUAUUGUUAUUAUCGUGAUGAAAGCGAUAUUUUUAAAAACAUUAUCAUAGAAUAGAAUGAUACUUGUAACUUAGAGACACCUCUGAUUAUAUAUGUAUUUUAAUAAAUCUCUUGCCAAAGUUUAAAUUAAGCAUUGCCACUGCUGUACUUGCUAAAUGAAUUCAUUAUUGUGUUCUGCUGAACCUUCUGUUUCUGUUUGAAUUAUAUCAAGAAAACUUUUGUAAAAAAAACUUUAGUUAAAGCCACCUAUUGUUAUUCUCUCUUAUAGUGGCACCUCUGUAUUUCCGAAGGAUUUCAUUCUCACAUGAAUAGCAAUGUGUUGUCAUUAUGACUUUUAAUAUUCAUACUGUAUAUACUGCUUUAAAAGCCAAUAUAAUUCAGAUAAAGUAACUGUACCUACAUUUAUCUUAAUUAAAUACACAUUUAAGCUCUAUAAUAAACAUUUGGUUUAUCAUUUUAUUUAUGUACAUAUUAUGUCUUGAAACAUUCAAUUACACUCGAGUAGAUAACAUAACGGUAAUAUUCCUAUUUCGAUCUCUUCAUUCAACAUGUUGAAUUAUAAUAUUAAAUUGUCUUUCUUACUGUUCUCACAUUUCCAUUCAGUUUUGAUUCCUGCUUCUCUGAUCACAUGUUCUCACAUGUUCUUUUUUGUUUGCACCCGUGUCACGUCCCUUAUAGCACUCACCCAUUCAGUCUAUAUGCAAGACUUAUAUGGCAUAAAAAUAAAUACAGGUCUCGAAGUAUUCCCGCACCGCGCCGCGAUAUGGCUCUCAACCUAACAUUCAUUAUUAGAAGCACAAUCGGGCUCAUUUUAGCAAUGCGGCUAGUGUUUGUUCACUUAUGUACGUUGUUGGCUUAGAAAAGCCACUAUAUGCUGUCAGCGGUAAAAAGUGCUUGCGGCACGAGUCUGACCGUAGAGCAGCCGUGCGCACAGUACAUCAGGGCAAGACAAAAUGCCAUGUGUUUAGCAUAGCAUGCCAACAUGUACGUUUUUAAUAAACAUUGUUGAAGCUACGGCAAGCUAUGAGAGCCAGUCAUAAGGUUUCAGGAGUGUUUGCUCCUCAUAAUCCUCACAUUUCAGAGAUGGGGUAUAGAAAAAGGCUGAAGUGUAAGACAUUUUAUUAAGAGUACAGGUUUGUAUGUUGUCAAAUAUCUUUUGCUGUAUCUACUGUAAAAGGAAAAUGCUUAAGUUGCACUUGUAUUAUUUUUGUUUUGCACUAGUGUUUGCAGUUGUGAUGAAAUCUGUCUUACUGUGUUACUGUUAAUGUUAAGUAUUUGUACUUUUCUGUGCAAGGGACUCACAAUCUGUCCUGUGCCAGGGUGGUGAACACCAAACCAAAAUUAGGUUUAUAAUAUUUUUACAAUAAAGUUUGUUAUGAUAAGAUAUAACAGGAA
Messenger RNA from Solea senegalensis (Senegalese sole), 5305 nucleotides. It is a transcript of the gene znf644b, whose product is annotated as zinc finger protein 644b. NCBI's taxonomy places the organism in Eukaryota, Metazoa, Chordata, Actinopteri, Pleuronectiformes, Soleidae. Gene Ontology annotation, biological process: regulation of transcription by RNA polymerase II. The transcript has 8 exons. Bases 292 to 3654 code for a protein of 1120 amino acids. Gene Ontology annotation, cellular component: nucleus. The record is from RefSeq and is a predicted model, not a curated record. Gene Ontology annotation, molecular function: DNA-binding transcription factor activity, RNA polymerase II-specific; RNA polymerase II cis-regulatory region sequence-specific DNA binding.